This is a messenger RNA of Meriones unguiculatus (Mongolian gerbil), 7216 nucleotides long. Its product is annotated as EGF-like and EMI domain-containing protein 1. Lineage: Eukaryota; Metazoa; Chordata; Mammalia; Rodentia; Muridae. Bases 41 to 3193 code for a protein of 1050 amino acids. The transcript has 24 exons. Gene Ontology annotation, molecular function: calcium ion binding; scavenger receptor activity; protein binding. The record is from RefSeq and is a predicted model, not a curated record.
GCGGCUGGGGCGGUGUCCCCGCCGGCUCACUCUCACGGAGAUGACCUCCCCACUGUGGUUCUGCUGCUUCUGCGUCUGGGCCGCCGCCAACUGGCCGCCAGGAAGCGCCCUACAGCUCCAGCCCGGCAUGCCAAAUGUUUGCAGAGAGGAGCAGCUGAUGGUGGUAGGCCUGUCACGCCCAUGCACUCAAGCUUUCGUAGACACUGUCAAGUUCUGGAAGCAAGGCUGCUCAGGCCCACAGUGGUGUGUGGGUUAUGAAAGAAGGACUCGCUACUAUACCGCCUACAGACAUGUGUACGCCACAGAGCACCAGGUGGUCUUCCGGUGCUGCCCUGGCUGGAGCCGAUGGGAUGAUGAGCCAGGCUGCUUUUUCUCUGUCUCUUCUUUGGGAACUCAUUUCAGUGGAAGGGAGUGCUCAGAGGGGGACACUCAGCUGUGCCUUUGUUCACGAGGAUUUCAGGGACCCCACUGUCAAUAUGAUAUAAACGAAUGUGCUGUUGACAAUGGUGGCUGUCAAGACCGAUGCUGUAAUACGAUUGGCAGUUAUUACUGCAGAUGUCAAGCUGGCCAAAAGCUGGAGGAAGAUGGCAGAGGAUGUGAAGACAUCGACGAAUGUGCCGUGGUGAAUGGAGGCUGCCAGCAGCGCUGCAUUAACACUCAGGGCACUUUCCGCUGUGAGUGUGAUACAGGAUACAGACGCCAUGCUGACGAACGCACCUGCAUAAAGACAGACCCCUGUGCCGGUGGGAAUGGAUGUGAGCACCUAUGUCAGAGUGAGAAUGGCAUGGCCAGGUGUGCCUGCCACGCUGGGUACCAGCUGUCUGAAGACAAAAAGACCUGCGAAGAUGUAGAUGAGUGUGCCGAAGAGCCUGCUCCCUGUGCUCAUCGCUGUGUGAACUCAAAGGGGUCCUUUACCUGUACCUGCCACGCUGGCUUUGAGCCAGGAGCUAACGGAAAGCAUUGUUACAGAAUUGAAUUAGAAAUUGUCAAUGUCUGUGAAAAGGACAAUGGCGGUUGUUCUCAUCACUGUGAGCCUGCGUUUGGUGGCCCGCAUUGUUCCUGUGACCAUGGACAUCAGCUUGAUACGGAUGAGAAAACAUGCAUAGACUUUGAUGAAUGUGCGAGUGGAGAAGCCUGCUGUGCCCAGCUCUGCAUCAACUAUUUAGGAGGCUACGAAUGCAGCUGUCAGGAAGGCUUUCAGAUCAGUUCCGAUGGUUGUGGAUGUGAUGCUUUAGAUUAUGAGCAGUUCGAGGAGGAAGAAGAGGAACCAGAUAUUGUGAGGUUUCCAGGCCUUCUGGUUCAGAGCCCACCUCAGCCAUUCCCUUAUCUUGCUCCUUCUCUGGCUGCUUCAUAUGAAGAUGAAGACAAUGAUGAUGAAGAGCAGGAAGCAGAAGGAGAGUUCCAAGGCCUGACAGCCUUGCACAGAGUUGUCUGUUUAGAUGGCACCUUUGGUCUGGACUGCAGCUUGAGCUGUGAGGAUUGCCUGAAUGGAGGUAGAUGUGAAGAAGGACAGAGUGGCUGCUCCUGUCCAGCAGGCUGGACUGGCAUCCUUUGCAAUGAAAGCAGCACCCUAGGAACUCAAGCUCCUGUGGAUGCCAGCAAAAAUGAAUUUGUGGGCAACUGCAAUUGUCAGAAUGGAGGCAUCUGUGAUCCUCAGACUAAACAGUGCCAAUGCCCUCCAGGUGUUUAUGGGAAGAUUUGUGAAGAAGGAUGCCUGAAAGGGUUCUUUGGGAAGAACUGUAAAAGAAAAUGCCAGUGUGCCAGCAGUGGACAUUGUCACAGGGUAUAUGGUACCUGUAUGUGUGACCCAGGGCGCUAUGGAAGAUUUUGUCAUCUCAGUUGUCCCAGGGGGGCCUAUGGAGCUGGCUGUUCUUUGGAAUGUCAGUGUGUGGAAGAGAACACCCUGGAAUGCAAUGCCAAAAAUGGUAGUUGCACCUGCAAAUCUGGUUACCAAGGCAACAGAUGCCAGGAAGAAGCCUGCCCUGAUGGCCUCUGGGGACCAGAAUGUCAGUUCUCCUGUGGACUCUGUAAAAAUGGAGGUCAUUGCAACAGAAAGUCUGGAAACUGCGACUGUGCUUCUGGUUACACAGGAAAAUCCUGUACCCUGUUCUGCCCACCAGGCACGUAUGGGAAAGACUGUAACCAGGUAUGUCAGUGUUCAGCAAAGAACGGAGACUGCCAUCCAGUCACUGGAAGAUGUACCUGCCUGCCUGGCUACCAUGGAAACCACUGUCAACUUCGGUGCCCAAAAGACACUUAUGGUCCAAAUUGCCAAGAAACGUGUAAGUGUCUGAAUGGAGGUCAAUGUGACAACACACUUGGCAGCUGUACCUGCCCUCCUGGCUUCACUGGGGCAGACUGCAGUCAACCUUGCCCUGGAGGUCGUUAUGGGAUGGAUUGUGUCCAACAGUGUUCCUGUGGCUCAGGGAAGUGUGACCCAGUGACAGGAAAGUGUCAUUGUCCACCUGGCCUGAUGGGAACAAGGUGUCAGCAAGGUUGUCCCCAGACAAGAUAUGGCACCAAUUGUGAACUCAAGUGUGCAUGUAAAAAUGGUGGACUUUGCAGUCCUGUGGAUGGAAGCUGCAGCUGUGGCCUUGGAUGGACUGGGGGCUACUGUGAGGAAGCAUGUUCUCCUGGUAAUUAUGGCCCAAACUGCACAUUCAGUUGCAAUUGUCAGAACAGUGGCAUUUGCAACAGGUUUUCUGGAGGCUGUGAGUGUCCCAACGGGUACUAUGGACAAAGCUGUGAACACGAAUGUCCUCCUGGAUUUCAUGGCUCUAAUUGUGUUCACACCUGUAACUGCCAGAAUGGAGCCAGUUGUGAUAUAGCAAGUGGACAGUGUGUUUGCCCAGCAGGUUUCCAUGGCAACCUUUGUGAACAAGAAUGUCCACCUGGAAUGUUUGGGGACAAUUGCCAUCAACAUUGUGACUGCGAAGGAGAAAAUUUUUGUCACUCAAUCACAGGAAAAUGCUUCUGCCCCCCGGGGAGGACAGGAGCCAGAUGUGAAACAGAAUGUAAGACAGGUCACUAUGGACCAGACUGCCUGUUGCUGUGUGAAUGCUCACAGGGAGCUCGCUGCAACCCUGUUAAUGGCAGCUGUGCUUGUCCCAGGAGGAGAAUGGGCCCAACCUGUGAGGAUAAUGGCCUGGCUCCUGGACAGCCCAAGGCCCACAGCUCUUCAGAAGGUGACUAGGAUUUCGAUGCAGCUUCCUCGUGGUUUGUCAUCUUAACUCUGGCAGGGACAUAAACACUCACCAAUCUCCUCACCACAGAGCAUCGCGAAUUGAAAAGGUGAUACCUCAAGUUUACCACCUCCAUGCCCAAUUCUUGCAGAUCUCCUUGUCCUAGGAACACACUCAAAAGAGAGUGUUUGUUCAGGAUCUGAACCAUAGUAACACUUGAACUCAUAAAAGAAGCUUUUUAGAAAAUAUGUGCAGAAGGUAUUUGAACUUGGAAGCAAUAACUGCUUUGUACUGCAGGUUGGGCUGCAGUGAAAUAUUCACACCUAUUCACCGAAAACCUCAGUACCCGUAAGUAGCUGGAGCCUCUUUAGGAAUGGUUAGAAUUCUAUCUGUUUAUUUUCAGAACCUGCUUCCCAGUAACUCUGCUGCAGGCUUCAAAUAUACUGUAUUUUAGACAUGGCUUUUAAUGUGAGAGACUAUUAAAACGUUAGCCACAGGGGACAAAAAAAUCAGAAUAAAGACAUGACAUGCACAUGAACAGUGAGUCCUGAAAAUGUUUAGCAAUGUUUUCUGUCUCUAGUCAGCAUACACGGAAAACACAGACAGAACUGAGAGAGGCCAAGACUUGGCUGAUGCUGGGUGUUCUCUAUUUCCUUCAACUCAGGGACGAAUUGAAGUAGCCUUAAAAUUUAAAUUACUCAUCAUUUCAACCAGCUCAUAGUCACUUGUAUGGGACCAUUUUGUUUUGGCUCCCAAGGAGUUUAUAGAUACUUUUUUUUUCUUUUUUUCUUUUUCAGAAUCCUGGCUAAUUCAUAUUUGCAGAUAAUUACUUUGUUCACUGAAAAUGCUGUUCACUUUGCCUGAGCAUUUUUGGAGUAAACACAGAGACUAUUGAAAGUAUAUGGCUGGACAUUAUUUAUGUAAAAUGAUUAGAGAGGCUUUUAAAAAUCAAAACCGAUUUUGGAUAAAAUUUCUGCAAAGAUUUAAGACAGACACUUGAUGCUGUAAAUUCAGCAGAGCCAUUAGUUGUGUGUAACCUUGACCUCUGCACUGUUUUUUCCUUGCAGUUCUAGAAAGCAAAGCCAGGGCUUUUCCCAUACCAAGCAUGAGUUUUACCGCUGAGACGCUGUACUCCUCUCUCCUCAGCCCAUUCAGCAGACAUGUAACCUACCUGCUGAAGGAAGAUGUGGUAAAAUGAAUGACUCUGGAUGACAGAGAGGACUUAAUGGGAUCACGAUCUUAAGACAUUCUUUAGAGAUUUAAUUUGGCUCUAAAAGAGACACAUUCAGCUAACCUUCUGUUUUCUCCAUACUAGGGACUCAUGUUCUCUAUUUGCAUGCAUUAAAGUACUUACUUCAACAGUUAAUGCCACAAUAAAUAGUCAAAGUAACUGAGCACUGUGUUCAAUUCUGAAUGGUUGCCCAUUUUUUAAACCAAUUUUUCCAGUCUCGCAAAAUUAUUACCCACUUAUCAGCAGAAUCGACAGUAAAAGGCAGUUGCAGAGCUUAAGGGGGUGGCUUCAGCAUAUGAACCAGAGAAUGGAUCCUCACAGUCCACUUAAUGUGAGCUGAGCAUGGUGACUGCACAUAAUUCCAGUACAAGGUGGUGAUGCGGACCCCUGGAUCAAAUUGGCUAGCUAGAUUUAUCAGUGAGCUCUGGUUUCAACUGAGAGACCCUGCCUCAAAGAAUAAGGUGGAGAGCAAUCUAGGAAGACUCCCAGCAUUAACCCAGCCCUCCACAUGCACACCAUAUACACAAGCAAGUGCUUGCGGACACACAAACACACAUGCAAUUUUUUCUUUAUUUCUUUUUUUAAUCAGUGUGUGCAAUCUUAUGUUACUAUCCCUCUCCUUUUCUGGACUCUUGCCAUUUUAUUUGUUAAAAAGACAGUGACUAUAAAAAGGGUGAAAGAGCACAGAAUUGGAUUUCUUGUCCGUACUUGAGAUUUCCUCUCCAUUGAGAGAGAAGAUAGACUCUGAUUUUGUAAGGGAAAACAAUGAAAUUUCUUUCUGUCUAUAUUUGUGAGCAUUUCUUUGUGAAUAAGAAGCCUUUAGUAAAACAGUUCUGGACGAAUGCCAGAUGCUUCAUUUACCAUCUCCUUCUACCCAUAUUACUCCUCAAAAACGAAAAUAAAUAAACAAAUAUAAAGGAUUAUGAGAGACACUAAAUCCAUAGCAUUAACUUGUGUGACUCUUCUUUGCUGUUGUUUUGGGACAAUCACCAUGCAUCUUUGGCUGUCCUGGAACAUACUAUGUAGACUAGGCCGGCCUCUGCCUUUGAGUGCUGGCAUUAAAGGCACCUGCCACCACACCUGGCUUGUAUGGCUCUUUACACAAACUGAGUUUCACUUUCCUCCUUAUUGUAUCAGUCAGCAAGAACUUAUUCAAAUUCAAAUUACCAUAACUCCCCUCCUUUCUCAAAAUUCAUGGGUUGCCUCUUUCAACAUUAAAAAUGAAACCAGAAGGGGUGGGGGGAGGUUGGAAUCAAAAUGUUUUCGGUCCACUUUUGGUUACCUUGAAAUAAAUGUUCUUUGGGGUUUUUUGUUUGUUUGUUUGUUUGUUUGUUUUUGUCAGCUUUUGAUCACUAUAGCAAAUGCUAGGUCAAUCAACUUAAGAAGAAAAAGCAUUUAAUUUUUGGUUCAAUUUUGCUGUUGAAACUCCUGACCUGUGGGGUUUGUUGGUUCUAGCUGUCGUGGAGGAUGACUUAUUAUUGGGAGUACGUGGUAUUGCAAAUCUGCCUAUGGAUAGGAAAGUGAAGGAAUGAAAGGGUUUGAGGUUCCUCUACCUUUUCCAACAGGAUCCCAGCAGUGACUUGAAGACUACCUAUAUGCCACAACUUUACCUUUGUCCACCUCCAAAAAGCCAUCCCCAGAGCUUCAAGGUCUUACAUAGUCAGUCCUGGAACCACUGCAGGUGAACCUCUGCAAAUGAGUAGACAGUAGUUCACGUCAUCUAAAAGCCACAUGUGUUCUGUUGGAGGAUACCAUUCUACUCUGAAAAUUGUUAAGAGCAAAAUAUCACAGGUCAACUGACAAUCAAUGUAAAUCUGCAGAAAGUCACAGUCCAAAGGGCCCCCCCUAAAAAAAAUCUAUUUUUCCUCCAGAUGAUUUUUAGAGAAUUAAAAGAAAAUGUCAAUUAAGAAAGCAGUCUAUUGAAGCUUCAUGUUUUCUCAACAAAGAAAGUAGAUUGUUCAUUUUCACGCUGUAUAGAUUUACCUGAGGUUCCUCCACAUAAGAAGCUAUGCAGGGCACUUGAGAGACAUCUCAAGGGUUGAAAGCAUAUGCUGUUCUUAUAGAGGGGGGACCAGAGUUCAAUUCCUUGCUCCCAGGUCAGGUGGUUAAGAACUACCUAUAACUCUAGGAUCGGAUGCCUCUGGCAUCUGCCAGCACCUGCAUUCAUAUGCACACACUCUCCCCCAACAUAUACACACAUAUAGAUGUUUUAAAAUACCUUCAAUCUUUUUAAUAACUCUAUACCAUUCAAGAGAACUGUGAUUUGCCUAUCAAGUUGUAAUCUCUAUGAUGCUAUAAAAAUCUAGCUAUUGUUUAGAGUGACCUACAAUUUAAGAAGUAAGUCUAUAAUUUAAAAGGUAUGACAUCCUUAAGCUAACGUUCAAUGUAAAAUUAGAAGUUUUGUCAUUGGAAUAAUUUAUCUAUUCCCUCUUCUGUCUUUCUUCACUGUCCUUUGAAUGUAGAAAUGCUGGUCCGCAGAGGAAAUAUAUCUACCCAUAAUACUUAAACUUUUUACAAAAAUGCCUAUGCUGUAAUACUUCAGGCUCUUUCAUUUCAAAUACAAGAUCAGAGGGGAGAUUAUUACGCUUCUCUGCAAUAAUACAGCUCGAGUUUAAAGAGAAGAGGGCAGAGGUAUGGACAUGUGUGUGCUAAUUUAGUGUCUCCAUCAACAUGCCUGUGCUCUACCAUUUCAGCACAGCACCUAACAUUCCCUGCACUCUGACUUUUACAUUCAUUUAUUGAGUUUUCCAGAAGAGACGGCUAUUUGACACAGGUUAAAUUAUUUUUAGAGGACUUAGAAAUC